GUCUAUCCGUGUACUUACCGUGCAGCUGCGCGCGCCGUCAGAAGUGGGUCGGCUCGGUAUUAGCGGGCAUCGAACACUCACUUUGUCUCGUUCCAACUACGCAGGGGAAGCUUACCCUCCCCGCCCCCCUCCCUGAUAUCGUCCUCUUAUCCUUGUGUUACCACCUGGACAACAUGGCAGAGCUCCCAGCUUCCACUUCCUCUGAGGACGGCCCGCCGACUCGGUGGAAACGUUCCAGUCAGCGAGGCCGGAAGUCUGGAUGCCCCAACAUCUUCACAGGGGUCAACCUGCAGCAGCUGCACAGGCUGUUCAGAAAGGCCGGAGACCAAGACGCCGUACAUCGGGCGAAGCUUGUGUGGCGUGGGAUGAGUGCGGAGAAGCAGAGGGCAGAUGAAGCCAUGGAGGAGGAAGGGGGGGACGUGGAGGAAGAGGUGGGGCUGGCCCAGGCCUUGGUGGGGCUCCGUGUCAGAGCGAGGAAUAAAGCGGGUAUCAGAGCAGAAGCAAACAGAGACCAUAGGUGGCUCAGAACAUCAGGGUAUCUCAGGGUUGACGAGCCGUUACUCGGCUGCACUGUUGGGGACGAGGAGGCUGACGAAGUGCCGAGUUCGGGAGAGUUUGGGCCGACGGUUGAGGAAGACGCCCGAGAGAUCCAAAACCCUCUGAAAGCUUCCUCACCGAGGUUGGGAAUGGCAAGACGAGAGGGCUCCAGACACUGUGAACCCUACCUCCACCGCAUCCUCCACUAACCCGCCGAAGGAAUAAUGUGCAACAGCACAUGCUAGUUAAAGCUGGAAUACCACAUUGGUUCUGUUAGCCACUUCUGCUAACAUACUCUACAUGGCACUUUUAACACUUUUAAGUUGAUAGGGCAUCAGGAGUCAUUUAUUUGACCCCUUGAUAAACACAAGAUGAAUGUUGAAUAGUUGCUCCUUCCUUUGAGCUCCACUUUUGGUCUCCACCAACUCCUGAGGGAGAUAAGACUCUUUAGCUGCUAAAUGAUCUGCAUUGUACACUUGCUAUUUGCUAUUUCUGUAGUUGGUUCUGAUCAGGUAUUGUUAAGCGGAGCUUUGAGUUUUUGCUUAACCGCUGAUGAGAACUAAACCGUAAAGAUGCGGCCUUAAAAAACAAAACCAUGAAGUUGAAGAUACUGAAACUGUUUUGGCAGAAUUUAAAUCAGAGUGAGGAUUUGUU
This is a messenger RNA of Pungitius pungitius (ninespine stickleback), 1191 nucleotides long. RefSeq names its product arginine vasopressin induced 1 (gene avpi1). The transcript is spliced from 3 exons. The record is from RefSeq and is a predicted model, not a curated record. Bases 174 to 746 code for a protein of 190 amino acids. NCBI's taxonomy places the organism in Eukaryota, Metazoa, Chordata, Actinopteri, Perciformes, Gasterosteidae. Gene Ontology annotation, biological process: positive regulation of MAPK cascade.